Penicillium mononematosum is the source of this 1191-nucleotide messenger RNA. RefSeq lists its product as uncharacterized. The transcript is spliced from 2 exons. Bases 1 to 1191 code for a protein of 396 amino acids. Gene Ontology annotation, molecular function: FAD binding. NCBI's taxonomy places the organism in Eukaryota, Fungi, Ascomycota, Eurotiomycetes, Eurotiales, Aspergillaceae. The record is from RefSeq and is a predicted model, not a curated record.
AUGGCUCUCAAAGUUCUCAUUUGUGGCGGAGGUGUCGCAGGUCCGGCCUUGGCCUACUGGCUCGCCCGAAUUGGUCACCAAGUUGUUAUCGUCGAACGUUUCCCAAACCUGAGAGCUACAGGUGCCCAGAUCGACCUCCGUGGACAAGGUAUUGAGGCCGUCAAACGCACGGGUCUCAUCGACGCUGUUCGCAGAAAGCUUGUUGACGAAGCAGGCGUCUCCUUCAUUGAUGCUAAGGGCAAUGUCAAGGCGACAAUUCUCGCCAACAAGUCUGGAAAGGGUGGACAAUCCUUUACAUCCGAGUAUGAGAUCAUGCGAGGAGACCUUGUACGCAUAUUCUACGAAGCAACAAAAGACAAAGUGGAAUAUAUCUUCGGUAAAACGGUGGAUGGCUUCACGGAAAAUGACCGAGAGGUAGUCGCCUACUUUUCCGACGGCUCUUCUGACACAUUUGAUCUACUUGUUGGCGCAGAUGGACAGGGCUCGCACAUUCGACGAAAGAUUCUACCCUCUGGUGCUCCAGAUGAAUAUCGCCAACUCGGAGUACACAUGGCCUACUGGUUUGUCCCACGGAUUGAAACCGACAGUAAUAUGUGCCAGUCAUACCUCAGCCCGGGCGGCCGAAUGAUCAUGUCCAGAAGCCAUAAUAAAACGGAAACACAGGUCUACUUCAUGCUUAGAUCUGACUCCGAGGAACUACGGAAUAUCCCAAGGGGUUCAGUUGGGCAGCAGAAGCAUUUCUGGGGCCAAAAGUUUCGCGACGCAGGGUGGCAGGCCGAUCGCUUUAUCAAAGGGAUGGACACUACAGAGAACUGGUUCUGUCAGAAUGUCGCCCAGAUCAGGACGGAUACCUGGCACUCUGGCCGCGUCGUCCUUCUCGGUGAUGCGGCACACUGCCCUUCUCCUUUAAGUGGUAUGGGGACAAGUAACAGUUUAGCCGGGGCAUAUGUCCUGGCUGGAGAACUCGCUCGGAGUGAAGAUCUGUCCCAAGCGUUCCAAAACUACUCCCAGACAAUGCGACCAUUUAUCGACCGGGUUCAGCGGUUCAACAUUGGAUGGAUCCGAUGGGCGGUCCCCAACUCGCAGUGGCAAAUUUCGCUUCUUCAUCUCAUUCUCAUAUCACGGUUUUCAGAUCAUGGCGACGGAGACUGGAAACCCCCUGAGUACCCGGAACUCAAGCUUUUGAGUUAA